Acaromyces ingoldii is the source of this 874-nucleotide messenger RNA. Its product is annotated as vacuolar ATP synthase-like protein subunit D. NCBI's taxonomy places the organism in Eukaryota, Fungi, Basidiomycota, Exobasidiomycetes, Exobasidiales, Cryptobasidiaceae. Gene Ontology annotation, molecular function: proton-transporting ATPase activity, rotational mechanism. The record is from RefSeq and is a predicted model, not a curated record. The coding region runs from base 86 to 874 and encodes 262 amino acids. Gene Ontology annotation, biological process: vacuolar acidification. Gene Ontology annotation, cellular component: vacuolar proton-transporting V-type ATPase complex; fungal-type vacuole membrane. The transcript is spliced from 4 exons.
AGAAAGGGGCUUUGGUCGAAAGUUUUGACCUUCUCGCUACCCCAACUGUGUUACCACCUACGACGACGACGAGCGAGCGGCCAAGAUGAGCGGAAAGGGCCAGCGCGAGUCCGUCUUUGCGACGCGCAUGACGCUCAACCUGACAAAGGGCCGGCUCAAGGGUGCGCAGACGGGCCACAGCCUGCUGAAGCGCAAGGCCGAUGCGCUCACCAAGCGCUUCCGCACCAUCACGGCCAAGAUUGACGAUGCCAAGCGCAAGAUGGGCCGCGUCAUGCAGCUCGCCGCCUUCAGUCUCGCCGAGGUCUCGUACGCCACGGGCGACAUUGCCUACAUUGUCCAGGAGAGCGUGCAGAAGGCCUCGUUCAAGGUGCAGGCCCGCCAGGAAAACGUCUCGGGCGUGUUUCUACCCAGCUUCGAGGCCCAGGUGGCACAAAGCGGCGCCGGCACCGAAUUUGCCCUUACUGGUCUUUCAAGAGGUGGCCAGCAGGUGCAAAAGGCGAGAGAUACGUAUACAAAGGCGCUCCAGACGCUCGUCGAGCUGGCCAGCCUGCAGACGGCCUUCGUCAUCCUCGACGAGGUCAUCCGGAUGACGAAUCGUCGAGUCAAUGCGAUUGAGCACGUCAUCAUUCCCCGGCUCGAGAACACAAUCUCGUACAUCAUCUCGGAGCUCGAUGAGAUGGACCGAGAGGAAUUCUUCCGGCUGAAAAAGGUGCAGGGCAAGAAGAAGCGCAACCAGGAGCUGGCCGACAACGAAAAGCGAGCGGCGCAGAUGCGGGGUGAGAAGGCCGACAGUGGGCACGGCGACGACUCUGGCGGCGGCGGUGGGUCAGCGGAUCUCCUCAAUGACGACAAAGACAACGACGUCAUCUUCUAG